GAGGAAGGUCGCGCGACACGAAGGCGGCGCGUGCGACAGGACGGCCACACGGCGGCGUUCAACAGUCGUCAGUCCGUCAGUCGUAGUCAAUCGUACGUCACGUCUCGCGUACGUCGACCAUUCCGAACACGGUUCGCCACGUUUUUCAAAAUUUGAAAAAACCCGCCGAUACAUUCGACUCUUGACUCGCUUUCGACCCCGAGCCGUUUCCCGCCGUAGACGUCAUCAUGGUAAAGUCGUCCUGCAGCUGGUUGACCGCGUCCGUGGUAUGCGCCGUGAUCGCGCUGGUCGCCGCCGACCAACCGCAACCGUCCGGCCAGGUGGAAACGUUGGCCAACGGUCUGAAAAUCGAAUACGUGUACACGUUGGACGGAUGCGAACCGAAGUCCAAGGCCAACGACAUGCUCACCAUGCACUACACCGGCAAACUGUUGGACGGCACCAAAUUCGAUUCCAGGUAAGCGCGGGUCAAAAGCAACGAUCACGAAUAUUAUAAUGAUACCCGGUAAUAAUAAUAAUAAUAAUAAAUAGCGCAUUGUCGUCGGAGUCCCGGUAAGAAUGGGUUUUUUUUUUUUUUUUUCGUAAAACUUUCGCCUACCGGACGGCCGAGGGACGGCAGUAAGUUUAUAGCGGAGCCGGCGGUUUCGCAAAAAGUUUCCCCCCCCAACCUAAUCCUGCAACACGUGUUGGGCGUAUAUUUUAUUAUAAUAUGAAAAAAAAAAAACGUAAUAAAAAACCCCAAGGGCCAACCACCGGUGUUCGAUUGGAAAAUAAUGUAAGUGGCAAUAAACGCGUAAAUAUUAGAGACGCGCGGGUACACGCCACUUAGAAACGGUCAUAUUUUCGAAACCCUACCUACAACACCGGCGCGGUGACCGUGCGGACGAGGAACGAAAAUCGUUUUUCCGCCGCGGCUUUCAUGGCCGCGCGUUAAAUUUCGCAAACGUCCGUUUUUGCCGUCGCGGCCGUUCCUUCCACGUGUACGGUUCCGACGUCACACGGCAAUUGUAUAAUACGUUAUGUACAGGUUUCCCACAAUAAUCGCGUUUCGUCACGCCGCAGAUUAGAUUAGAAACAAAGAAAACAACCAAACAAAACAAACAUAGAUUGCCGCCGCGGUAACCGGCGCAUUAUAGUACGCGCAACCGGUAGCCGGGACCGUUAUCGGGCCGCGUCGCGUUUUUGAAUAUUCCACUCGUAUCGAGAACGCGGACGCGGAACGUUCGGAUAUCAAUAAUAAUGAUAAUGAUAAUAAAUAAUAAUGAUAAUAAAUAAUGCACAAAUGCAUUAUGUACGAUACAUUUGCGUAUUAUUGCUGUUAUUAUUGUAACGUAUCGCGCGCGGUUGAUUUAUACGAGUCGCGAGACAUCCGCGAGGGAUGAGAUGUACUCAUAUUGCACGGGACCGCCGUCCCCAGCCACCGACCGUUUGAAUUAUAGAUACGUAUAUAGGUAACCCCCUCCCCCCCCUCAAUCUUUCCCGUCAUAUUCAUUAUUUACCGUAAUCACACGUGAAUAUAAAGUGUAUACCAAAUAUUAUUAUUAUUAUUAUUACGUAGAGUGCGCCUCGGUGUACGACAGUGCAGUUUUUUUUUUUUAUGGUUUUCGAUAUCGUUUUGGGUUUUUUUUUUUUUAUAGAUUUUUAGCACAGCAAAAAUCGUAAUACUCGCCUAAAUAUACCUACACUGGUUUUACUAUGAUGUUUACGAUUUUUUUUUUUCUGUCUUUAAACGACUUUUCUACUACCAGAAACCCUUGCUCCAUUCGAAAACGACAGCAUAGUAUUUUGGAAACUAGUUGGGGAGAUGAUUUUUACGUUUGGUUCUUCUCGCAAUUUGUUUAAUAAUUUGUGAAAACUGACAAAUUCACGGCGACUCCAACGAUUCUGUUUUUCUAUACUAGAAACGUAAUUUCAAGUGUAGCAUCUUUCCUGAAAAAAAAUGUACAGGUAAUGUUUAGAAAAUUAAAUGCGAGGUUCGUUAUAAAUUUUACUUAGUGAUAAAAAUACAAAGUUUAGCGUAAUGUAGUAGUUUAUUUUGUUUUAUAAGCGUUUAUUUUGAGUUCAAAUGUGUACAAAAAUCCCAAAAAUCACGGUUUUUGAAACAUGGAGAUAUAACCAAAAACACUUCGCUCAAAAUCGUAGUUCGUCAGCAAUAAUUUAUCGUCGCGUACAAAUAUAAAUUAAAUAGUUCCGUGUGUUCUACAUUCAGAACUUAUUCCCAUUAAAAACAUUGGCACACCCAUCAGCAGUAUCAACUCUUUUUUCUUGUUGUCAUUCGGUUAAAAACAACAUCGUAGAAACCGAAAAUUGUCACCAACUACAAAAAUUCGAAAGGUAAAUUACAAACGGAAAUCAGUGUACAAGUACAAAUGUUUGGUAAUCAUUGGUUAAAAUCAUCAUGUACUGAAAUAUGAUGCACACAAUACUCAUCGGUGAUUUAUAUUCUGUUUAUAUUGGUCAGUUUUAGACUUUUGUGCGGCGGUUUUUUUUUUUUUAGUUUAUAUUCUGCUUUAUGUGAUACUUCGUCAGCGGCAACAGAGGAAAAAAAAAUAAAAAAUUUACAAAUUUAAAAUAAUUAAUUCGAUUAUUAUUAAUUUGAAAAAAAAUUAUUAACAUUUAUUCGCAGGCCUAAUUAAUUCAAUCGCGGACAAAUAAAAUUGUUAUAGAAGACUAACAUUUUAACAGCUGUCGUCAAUGUGUGCUCGGGUACAAAAUAUUUCACGAUUUUUUUUUCUCCUAAACGGUCGGUAAACUAUUCCAAACCGGUUUUUCAGUCGGACAACGGGUUUUUUUUUUUUUUUAUGUACAUCAACUCUCGAUAUAAUACUCGAAAAAAAAAAUUCAAAAAUAGGUAGUAACACAUCUCUUAAUACGAAAUGUAAUUUUUGGUUACCUAAUUUUAACGAUUUUAAUGCAGUUUGUUGGCCUAAACGCGUUUAUUUUUUUUCCCAUUACAUAAAUUCACGGAAUCGUUUUUAAAUAUUGCAAAGCAACCGUCGUAGUAGAUGUUACAUACGCGAAAUGACGAAAAUGCGCAUAUUACUUUCGAUUUAUGUAAUAGGUAUCAUUAUUAUUAUUUUUUAUUUGAUAUAAUCCAGCGAUAGGUUACAUGGAUAUGCUCAGUGUUAAAGACGAAUUUUAAAAUAUCUAGAUAAUUAUAAGAGAUAAUUGAAUAGUUAUUCAAAUGAAGAUAAGAAUAAAGAACAGAAUUUUUUGAACUCGUUAAAAAAAAAAAAAAAAAAACGUAUAAUUUUGUUCAUGAUCUAUCAUAAAACUAAGUACCUGCUAAAAGUGUAUCAUAUUUGGUACAUAAUAUCUAGGUAUCAAAACGAUUGUGUAGUUGAUGUUAUUUUAUAAUAAUAGUUUAUUUAGCCAAACAUACCUAUAGUACCUAUAUAUUUAAUAUAAAUUAAACAUUUUAUCUGUUAUUUAUAAUAAUUCUUUAAAUUACGAUUUAAAAACAGACUUAUCGAGAUAAAUUUAUCAAGAUGAUUCAAUUAUUUAUCUUGGGCAACUCAUUUCUCAUUUAUCUAGAUAAUUUAAAAACUUGUCUAUAUAGAUAAAAUCCAACACUGCCUAUGUAUUAUGACUUACCGUUAAUAAUAUAAUAUGUUUACCUCUACAAAAACCGAUAUUUUAUACGGUGCGUUCACGCUAAGAGGUAAAUACCACUAAAUAUUUCAGUUGGCUGACCUACUAUUGAAAUGGAAUUUUCGAGAUAUUUUCAUUCAAAUUUUAAAACAUUUGAAAAUGUGUAUUUAGGUACUCCUUAUCAUUCGCCAAAAAUUCUAUUUCAAUACUAGGUCAUCCAACUGAAAUAUUUAAUGGUGAAAUAUUCAGUGGUGGAACGCACUGUAUACGUAAUAUGGAUUAAGUGAUAAUUAUUAUUAAAGAUAGAGGGAAAAAUAAUCUCGUUAAUUUUGAAUAGGUUUUCUACCUGUCUGCACGCUCAGCCAGCAGCAUACAAGUAGGCGGCGUGGACCUCAAUAUCUCGAAACACCUCGGUAAACUGUAAAUUAAUAGCUUUCUCUGCCCUUCUCCCCCAUAUAAUUCCGGUCACGCAUCGUCGCCAUCCUUUUUAUCGUGGUCCCAAAAGACGUCGCUGGUUCGUAUUAUCUAACUAGUUUUAAUAUCGUCAUUGAACGCGCGAGGGGUUUCAGACGAUUUGACGAUCAAAAUAUGUCUGAUUAAAAAGGAAAAGAAAACACGUAUCCGUGCGUGCAGGCAGUAAUAAAAGAAAAAAAAAAAGAAAAAUGCUGAUACUACUGAUGGGUGUGCCAUUGUUUUAGGAAGAGAGUUGAAAUGGAGAAUGUUAAGAGUAGGUAAUUUAAUUUUUAUAUACACGCGACGAUAAACGAUUCUGAGCAAAAUAUUAUUGGUCGUAUUUUUUCCCAUGUUGACAAGAGAUAUCUACAAGGAAAACCAAAAAAUGACCGCCUCAACGCACCUGCAAUUCGAUCGAAUAUGCUACAAGAAAGUCCCUAAAAAAUGUUUGAUUGGAACAAAGCUCCCGGUAGAAAAGUUGUUUCCACGUACAAAAAAAUCACAUUAAAACCACACACUCCUCGCUUCGUUCAAAAUCAUUAAAACAUAACAUUUCAACAUGACGUUGUUUGUAAAAUCGUAAUUUUCAAACCUCGUCGUGCUGCAGUCUGUACAGUCUAUAUAAUACUAUGCAGAAGUUGAUUUUUUAAAGUUUCCGAUACAAGUAAUAAAUAUCUAAAACCAGUCGGUGGCUGCGCCGGGUAACGUCUGCUGUAUAAUAUGUAUACGUAUACAACAAUGUACCUCAGAUUUCGGUUUGAAAUGUUUGUUCGCGACUUUAUCUGCGGUUCAACUUCGAGACACGUAAAUAUAGUGCAAAGCCGUAUACCGAACCCUUUGAUGUACUACGUUGCGCAGCUAUCGUUGCAUAGAUAACUAUACACAUAUAUUAAAUUAUAUUCAAAUAAGAGAGGAGAUUUCUGUGGAUUUCGAAGUUAAACAAUAGGUACAACAUUAUAACUAUAUGUUCAUUUUUGUAUCGAAAACGGUUGCAUUUCCGUUCAAUUUAAACCGUAUAUAAUACGUGGAACGCCGACGAACAACGGAUACAAGAGUCGAACGUAACCGUCCACUCUAUAGAUUAUAGUCGUUUUCUUGUUAAAAACUAAAUAUUAACAACUGCCGAACACCGAUAACAAUACGAUGUAACUGUGCAACAGAAUACACUCAAAAUAAUGACAAAACAAAUUACGGGUCGGGGGGGGGGGGAAAGGGCACAAAAGGCACGCGCUUAUCGACACUAACGCCGUGGAAAAUUUCAUCGCCCGACUCGAUUCAGGCCGGCGUCUGCAGACUAGACGCCCGCCUCUUGGCGAAAACAUCACGACGAAAUUCGAGCUCGAAUUUAAUCGCUUCAAUCCGCCUUUAAUAACAACGAUAUAAAGUCCCGGGGUUCCCCUCCCCCUCCUGCCGUUUCAAAGUCGAUAUUAAACACGGAUACGGAAUAAUAUAACACUACAGCACACCUCUGUAAUAAUAAUAAUAUAUUAUGUGUACGUUAUAUUAUGCGUAUCCACGGGUAAUUGACAGACAAGCGCGUUACGUUUUAACAACACAAUACGGCACGGGCGAGACGACGGUUAUAAUACAAUAUUGAUAAUAAAUCAUUUGCUCUGCGAACGGCGAAUAAUUUAUGUCGAAGCAGCGGAGUUAAUCGGUCAGAAACUUUGUUGAAGAUCUAAAAGCUUCGAUAAUGAAAACUGUCACCGCGGGUUUACCGCGGCGGCGCCGUCGGCGGGUAUAUUAUCCGCCGGGUAUAUUAUGUAGGCGAGCGUAAGAACGGCAAAAGCGAAAUAUCGCAGCGCGCGAAAUUUCAAACUCUAAAAUAUCGUAUACGAGAAAAGCCUUUUAGCGGGCGACAGUGUUGGCGACGACGGCGGUGUGCUGCAGGUGCCGCGGCGGGCGGAAGGGAAGACCGGCCGUGUGCGAAACGGCACGCGUGGCACAUAAACGGCGAUAUAUUUUAAAUGUAAAUAUACGAAAUAAUAACAACGACGAGGUAAUAAUAAUAUUUGAAAAUAUGUUCACUUUCGAACGGAGGAGACUCGAUUAAUCACAAUAAACGCUCGCCGAUAUUAUUAUUAAGUUCCUAUAUACCGCGCGCGCGCGCGUGUGUGUGUGUGUGUGUGUGUGUGUGUGUGCGCGCGUAUGGGUUUUGUAAUUUUUUUUUCGCCCUCCUACGAAAAAGAAAAACGCUUUUUUUCUUCUAUCUUUUUUUUUUUUUCUACUGAGCUUAAGAUCCGACCGAAAACCGCCGUACAUAUAUACGUUAUACGAAAGCCGGUGUAAAUCAUUUGUCACUACGUGCGUAUACCGCACGUAGGUUCACAGAGCGCCACGUGAAAUGGGGAAUAGUCUUAUACGGUAGGUAGGUAGGUAGGUAAUGUUAAAAAAUAAAAAUAAAAAAACCGUCUUGGUAAUCGGUUCUCAUUUUCAUCGGGAAAUGUAUAGCGCUGCGGUAGCUACAACGCGAAACCAAAAGUGAUAAAUGACCGCGUAUAUUUCGUGAUAACUAAAUAUCAACUAUAAAACGUAUAUAAGACUUGACGUAUAACUCCUUUUCUACGACACGGAUAUUUAUGAUAUUAUCAUUAUGCGACAAUUUACUGAUAAUAAAUUAUGGUUUUUUUGGGGGGACCGAUGAUAUAUAAUGUUAUAUCGACCAGUAUAGUCGUUCGAGUACAAUCGCAAGAGACAGCGUCCUGCAAAUUCUGCAGAUAGACAUUUCAAGUAGAGCGGAUUGCGAUAGAAUUUACGAAUCUAUUAGACAUAGAAAAACGUCUGUAAAAGUGAGGUCGCGAUACAAUAAAAUAUAGACCGAUAGUGUGUGUGUGUGUGUGUAUUCGCACAUACAGACGACGCCGUGGUAAUCAAUAUCGCUCUCAUUUCACUGGGCAUAGUAAAUAUCUUAUACGUAAUGCUAGUGUGAUAACAGCACAGAUAUGGUAUACAAAACAGAUGCGAUGGUUGCGCGCGGCCAUCAUUUAAUUCGACACCUUAUAUCGUAUAAUCAUACAUUAAUUGUAUCGCGAUUACUGUCGGAUCUGACUUUUUAUAAAAUCGUCAAUAUGGACAAUAAGGCCCACGAGCCUCGAAUCAUACGGCAGAUCGGAAUUUUAUCGGUUAGCUAUCUAUUAAGUGUAUUGUAGGUAAACUGGUGUACGUAUUAUGUCCGCGGAUAGCGGCUUUCGCGAUAGUUCGCGACGGUGUUACUAUCGCGGUACGGUGAAUUUCGCGAACUUGGCGAUUGCGACUGCCGUCAUUUGCAUAACCGGGCAAUCAACGCGAUACUAGACGGAACCGUUUUCGAAACGAGUUUUUUCAACUGUAAAAUUGUGAUAAUUAUUAUUUCCGGGCGUGUAGUAUUUAUACAACGCGUACAUGGUGCGCCUUUCUGCAUAACGUUAUUACCGCAUCGCACCGCAAACCUAACCGCUUGUAAACGCGCGCAGGGCCGUCGACGUUUUAAAAAAUGUAAUCCCUUUCGUUGAACUCUCCGCGCGACCGUAUUUUCGUAAUAUCCAUUAUGAUUCAUAAUGGAUCGUCGUCAUAAUAUUGCACCUAUUGCGUGUCUACGUUUCUGCGUCCCCGAUAUUAAAAUUAAACCGCGUCUUCACGGCGCAAACGAGCCGGCUGCGGGGCAAUGCAAUGAUGCCGAUAAACGUGUACCUAUCUACGUUGUCCGCCUAUAUAUAUAUAUAUUUAUAUUUACGUAUAUUAUACAUAUUUAUGAACGUUAUAUUAUUAUUAUUAUCUUAGCCGAACCUGUACGAGCCCUGUAGUACAGUCGGCUGUAAGUCGCCCUCGCACAGUAUACGCGCAUUACAGUCGUGUAAUAUUCAAACGUCUUGGCCCGAUGCGGUAUACGUAUACACGGGGCGAUGUUCUCCGCUCUCGACGUGAAUAAUAUAAAUUACGGCGCGUACCUGCGCUCUCGUGACCGAACCGGCGGCGGUAAUGUAAUCCUUAACACAACAGUUAUUACACUAUACGUAUUAUAAUAAAAUAUAUAGCGUACGGAUGACGUACCGGUUACCAUUCGGUUAUUAUUAUUCGAGCAUUUCGGCCGUUAUAGGCACCGGAAAAAAAAAAAAAAAAAAAAAAAUGUUACUGUUGAUAUUGUGUUUGUGUGUGUGUGUGUGUGUAAUUUAACGCUGCAGCAGUACUAUAUAGUGUGUCGCUGGGGAAAUCGUUCGAACGAUAAUAUAUAUAUAUAUAUAUAUAUAUAUAUAUAAAAAUAAUAAUAAUAAUAAAAACUACCGUAAUCGUAUAAAAGCGAAAAAAAACGAAACAAAUAAAACCUGGGAUCGUAAAAUAAAUUUCGACUAUUAUUCGUCGGGAAGAAUUAAAAAAAAAAAAAACGCGCACGAGUCGUUCAGACGUGCAGCUAACAAACGAACGAUACGCACUAUUGUAACGUAACCGCACAAACCGCACGGUCGAACGAAAACGAAAUUUUCGAAAUUCUAAGUCAAUGCGAUGAGACACGUAUUAUAACCUUUAUAUUGUAUACCCUAUAGUCACAAUAUCUAUAAUAUCUGCUACGUGUUAUUUUUUAUUGCCGACCAAUACAGUGCAGGUUAGGUCGGACGUUUGCGCUGACGUUGCGCGUAUACUAUUACAUUUUUGCAUCGACAAUAUUAUACGGCUGCAGCGAAUAAAAAUCGCAAUAAUACAACAACCGAAUUCAAAUAUUUAGCCUCCUAUAAUAUAAUAACAACGAUAGCAUUUGUAUAUCAAUACGUGUUAUUGAAAAGUGCAGUAUACCAGACGUGUCCCUGAAGGGAGGGGGGGGGGUGACGAUCGAGAGAAGUAGACCUACAUUGGAAAAACGGAAAAUUUACGAAAAAAUGAUUUUUAUUAUUUUAAAUUGUGUUAUUUAUUGUAACUCAGUUAAAAAUACUCGUAGAGACUUGAAAUUUGGGCAAAAAACUUAUAUUUGCUAUUUUUAAGUGGUAAAACUGUAAAAACAUUAGAGCCAUUUAUCUAUAAAUAUACACUUUAUUUUUUAUUUGGUAGGCACUCUGUGGAAUGUGGAUAAAAUUGUAAGACAAAACAGAAAUUAUUGAAAAUUGAACAACAGGUUAAUUAUAAGUCAUACUUUGUGGUCAAAACAAAAAAAAAUUUAAUUUAAUAUAAUACAUUUUUUUUAUAAGAAUUUUAAUAUCAAAUUUUGACGAAAAUUAUAAAAAAUUAUGUGGAACGUACCUAAUUAAUGCAAGUCCAUACAAAUUGUUUCAAUAUGAUAUUUAUUUUACUGUAAUACAUAUUGUUGAAAAAGCAAUACUAUUAACCGAACUCCGCUCAGAAUCGUUUUUCGUUGGCAAUAGUUAAUAAUUAAUAUAUGCAUAUAUAUAAUGAUUAUUAUUGUUUACAUUUGUAUAUUCAAUUUUCUUCUUUAUUCGACCUUCCUAACUUCUCAUCUACAACAGUGGUCCACCCAUCGUGCGAAGUAUAUCAGUCUUUUUUUCUUAUCAAUCAUUAAUAUUAAAUUUAAUUAUUUACCCUCCCCCAUAGUCAAGAUCUGGAGACACCCCUGCAGUAUACUGUGUAUUGUUCGUGUUAACAGAAAAAAUGUAUGUAUUAUACGUACGUUAUUUUUUAAUUAAAAUCCGGGAAAGAUAUUUUUCAGACUGUUGUAUUUUUUUUUUUUUUUUAAUUAUUAAAUUUAUUAAUUUUUCAGUGUGCGGGUAAAGUGUAAUAUAACACGUUGAAUGCCACGAUAAGACCUGAAUAAUUGGUUUCACUUGCUUUUAACCGACACUUUACGAGGUAUUUACUCUGGUAUUUACCGUAGGUUACUGCCGUUACUGGUAAAUAAUUUUGAAAAAAAAAGUUGGAAUUUUAAAAAAGCUGAUAAAAAAAAUAAAUAACUUAACUGCUAUGAUACGGUAUAGACGAAUUUCGGUCAAAUGAUACCGAUAAAUGAGACCCAGUUAUUGACUAUCGCGUUUUAAAAUCUUUUGUCGAAUAACAUUGUGAGACCCUAUCAUGAUUCUCACUUCGCAUUUUUUCGAUAAAGUUUAAUAUUAGAUCUCGCGGAAAAUAAUAAGUAACUAUGUCGAAAAUCUUCGACAUUCAACGUGAUAAUAUAAACAGUUAUUUUAUAUUGACAUAAUAAAUAAGUAGUUACAGUAGGAGGUAUUAUAUAGUCCUGUUUGAAUUUCGAAAAACCUUUUACACUAUAGAUAAUAGAUGCCUAUAUCGAAUACAUAUAUAUAUUGGAAUAUUACAAUUUCGUUACCGCAUUGCACACGUGGCUGAAAAAAACAAAAGUAUACCCGAUAUUUUGUAGAAAUAGAAACGUUCUCUAUACCCGUACCUAUCUAUACUGUAUAUUAUUAUGUUAUUUGCACGCGGAACUGUACGUGAUUAUUUUUUGCAUUUUAUUUCCGUAUAUCUGAUAGGAACAUCAUGCUCGUCGAGAUGAUGGGUUAAAAAGAAAAAAAAUCCACAACGAUUUUUAAACGUGAGACCUUUGACGGUAGGUACUCAGCAUAUAAUAUAUACACGUGAUGUUAUCCCCCGGGAGUCUAGAGGGUUGUUAUCACGUAGGCAUGCAAAGCAUAACAGCAUAACCUCCUCUGGUGCUCGUUUUUAUGAAUAUUUCACGAGACUCUUGAUUAGAACAUAUGUGUACAAAAAAUAUGGUGAUUUUUUUUUUGUCUCUCCCUAUCCUAUCUACUACAAAUCGCGUCAAUUCUUGUGUAUUUAUAAUAUGGUGUCCAGUGGUGCGGUGAAAGGAUUUUUAAGAGACCGUCUACAUUUGUUUCAUUGCGCGGUUUUUCAGGGGGUUUGGGUAGCUCAUGACUUUAUACAACAAACUGUAAUAUAUCAAUUCACUUAAUUCGCAUUGUACUUAAUCGAUCAUAAUAAUAUUAGUCAGGGAAAUUAAAAUGGGCAAUCCCAUACGGCUGUACGAUAUCCGAGUUGUGUCGGUAUUCAUUAGAGAAUUCUCUUGGUGUAACUAAAAAUACUUUUAAAUAGUUCAAGCAUAAAAUUUGGUUGAAUUACUUCAACUUACUUCUUACUUACUGCAAGUUGAUCUUUAUUUAUGGUAAAGGACACACCUACAUUCGGCCAUUUCUACAAAUUAUUAAAAGUACUCACUGUAACCACUAAAAAAAUUCGAUUUUUGUUUUAUAAGUAGUAUAGGUGUUUCAAAUUUUGAUGUCCUCACUGGUGCAUACAGAGGGUGGGUUAGAGGUCAGAUCCCACAUCCCCAAAAUGAUUUCCAUCACAAUUUUUAUUUUAAAACAAGUUUCACAUUCAGCAGCAUAAUAUCUUAUACAACACAAUGGAAUAAUCAAAUUAAAUUUCAUCGAAAAUAAUUUAUUCUGUAAUAACGGUGAUGGAGUGUACUGCACUGAUAACGCGUGCUAUCCCUCCUCUAGGAAGUUUUCGUAAACACAACCCCGUUGAAAACAAAUCCUGCGUGUGCUAUUGGCUGGCCUCGUAGGUGAAAAAAAGUUCUCCGCGCCACUGUUAGAUUCCGUUAGAAUACAUAUACCUACGGAGUUUUCGCCCGUAUGCAUAGCAUCGACCGCAAACCGAAGUAAUAACUCAUUACCGGCGAAGUUAUAUUAUAUGUAUAAAAAAUAAAUAUAUACCUAGGAGAAAAGUCGUUCGACCGAUCCGAACUUUAACCGCGCGACGGCAGUGGCCGUAUAUGUUUCUCGCGAUCAAAGGUUAUAAAAAGCCGAUUGUCUGCGAUUCAGGUUUACACAACAACGAGAUUUAUACGUUUCCGUCUUUCCGCGCACCGCUGCUGCAGGUAUAUGUAUAUAAUAUAUAUUAUAUAGGCUUUACGCUCGACUCUUUUUCCAUCGGUAAAGUAAAAAAUAAAUGCCCUUAUACCGUUUAUAUCUUUUGGCCGAGGGGGAAUAAAACAACUCCUGCAACCCUCCCCGUCCCUUGUCAUUCUCGUUUGAGACUUUACGCGCGCCACGCUCGGGUUCUCCAUUAACCUAUAACAUCUGGUAAACCAGAAACCGAAUUUUUCGAUUAACCCGCCGUGAAUGUCCACCGCGGUAGAACGAAUUACACAUUCCUGUAUACGGAAUUUAUAGCAUAAUAUAAUAUUCACUUUUUUACCCAGUAUUAUAGUGUAUGUCUUAUGAAUAAAAUGCAAAAACGCGCAAUAUAUAUUUAUAUCGACACACGAGUACUAAACGUCUAAAACGCAUACCGGGUGAUUUUUUUUUAAACACGCUCACCCCACGUUUACUGUGAAAUUACGCGUGCAUUCAAAUUUUGAUUUUUUUGGAAUUUUUAAGUGUUGUUAAAGACGAUAUUUUCGAAUACAAACACUUUUCACGACAUUUAAAGAGUAUCCCGUGGCGAUAGCGACUAUGAGUUUUCAAACGAAAACCUACAUGAUGUUUUAUUGCAAAUAGUGCAUCAGACUAUUUUUCGGAAAAUGUUAACGUAUUGUAAUUGAAAUUUAAAUGGUCGAUCUGUAUAUUCGUACAUUUAUUACCGAGAAUUUUUUUAUUUAUUUAUUUUUUUUUUUGCAAUUUAAACAAAACUAUAAUAUGCUUAUGUAUUCGAAUAUUCAGAACGUCGAAAUUACAAAAAGGCUGAUACUGCUGUAUGCCAUUGCAAUAGAGGGAAGUAGAAAAUGAGAAUACAUAAAUACGAUAAACGGUUCUGACCAGAGUAUUAACUGUCGUAUUUUUUCCUUUUUUUACCAAGGUAAUCCAGAAGUCAACAAAAAUUGUACAAACAAUUUAUAGUUUUUCCCGUAUAAGUAUUAAGAAAAAUAUACAAGGAAAAUAAAGCUUUCCUAAUGCACCAACUAAAGAAAACAGUUCCUAUAACGUUUCGCUCGGGAUCUAAAAAAAAAUGAACACUUAAAAUUUCAAAUUUUACUGGAAUAAUAAUAUUAAAUGAUAAUGCGGUCAAAUGGCUAAAAAAUAGUUACACAUGCAACGCUUUUUUGUAAAAUGUAUACGUAUUACAUUUUAUUUUUGUUUGUUGGCGCGUAUUAUUUGCCGAUUAUUGGUGUAUAUCGUUGAAAUACAAACAAUCCCAUUUACUCCUCUGUCGCACCUUUGAGGUUUUUGCAAUUUGCUUUACUCGCAUAUAGUCGAACGUAUACCUAAAUGUAUGUAUGUAUGUAUAGUAUAAAACGAGUUACGGGUUUUUCAUUAUAUUGUAUUGGUAGUGAAUCCUAUUGAUUUUUGCAGCACUAUCUCGUUCAUAGUUUAUACAUACGAUUCCUCGGAAACCACUCAAAAACAUAUACACCAGUCACCAGACAUAAGUGGAGGUCGGGGUAUAAAAAUCAGUCGCGUUACGCAUAUUUGAUUUAUUUCUUUGUGCAAGACGUCCAAACGAGAAAAAUUCAAUUUUCGAGUCGCGCGUUUGGGAAUUUACUUACCCGCGUAUAUUUCUUUAAUACAAUAUAAUAGUCGCUGAUGGAAAAAUCAAAUAUAUAUACUAUACACAACUACGACACUAUGUAGACAAAAGUUGUUCGUCUAUACGUGCGUGUCUCAUCGAAUAAGUACGAGAUGUACUCGCUCAAAAGACUGAAAAUCCAAAAUAAUAUUAUGUAUUUAUACAUAUUCUCUAUAGAAUGACGCGAAAAUAUUUUUGUAAAUAUAAUAUAUAACCGCGUCAUUUUCGAGCCUCUUCCAGCGGAAGAGGAAUAAAGCUAGUUGUGUUGUUUUUUUUUUUUCCCCCGUGACGAGUUUUUAUAGUUAACACCAAACAUUGUGUACGUACACUCGCAAGCAUUCCGACAAAAACGGUCGCGUGUAUACGAAGAUUAGAUUUUGGACCCGUAGUUAAAAUUAAGGCCCGAAAGGUCAUUUGAAUAUUUUUUUUUUUUUAUACAUAAUAAUAUGUAGAACGAGGGGAAACAACGCUGCUGUGGUGCUUUUGAAAAAUAUCAUAACCUUUUUUAAAAAAAAAAAAAUACAUAUAUACGUAUAUAAGCGUGUAUUAUUAAGCUGCACGAACGGUUUAACUGUGCGCCGCGUCGUCGUGCAGUUUUUCUCCGCGAUAAUUUGUUUUUCAUUUUUUUUUUCCACUCCAAGAAUAAACAAGGAUUUUUUUACAUAUAUACUUACCGGUAAUACCGGUUUUACGUUGGUAGUGCCGCGUUCUUUGAUCGUUAUCCGUUCCUGUGCGCAUUUUUAUAAUUUUUUUUUUCUCAUUUUUUUAUGUAGGUACAAUGACGUCAACGAUCCAUUAUUGUAGGUAUUAAUUUCUCUGUGACUACAAAGUACAUAUAGGUACUAUUAUACCCACACACCGAUAUCGUUAUAACGGACGAUGUUAACGAGUUUCGAUUAUCUGAAUAUAUUAUGAAUACGUCCCGACCACUCGAAUUCAUUCGCACAUUCUAUUCGUAAGGUAUGCAAAUAAUAAUCAGCGGCGUGCCCACGAAUCUCCAGCGGGACGAGACGUAGCAAAUAAUACUGUAAUCAUGAACAAAUCGUAGAACCUUCUCUAACCAAUUUGACUGUACGGGAAUUAAAAAGCUGGAUCCUAAAAAGGCCCUUAGUUUGAUCAAUAAAUCAAACUUGUCCGUGCUAUUUGACCGAAAUAAUACAUAUACUCGUAUAUUAAUAAAUUUAAUUACUAAAUAAACGCUCACAGUCGUUGUAUUUUUAAACUAAUAGGGGGAGGGGAGGAUAUAACCCAUAAUCUCCCCAUUUCGUUGUAAUACAAUUAUUAUUGAAAUUGUACUUGACAAUAAGUAUCCCAGUUUUUUCGUACGAACCGCACAAAAGAUUAUUUUCGGCACGACGAUGAUUCAAAAACUUUUGAACGCAUACAUUUUCUUGUUUAAAACAAAACCUAUCUGAUCUGUUAAAAUAUAAAGGAAGUGACAUAAUUUAGUAUAGAUACCUGAGUAGCGAAGAAACUAAUAAUAAUUACCUACAGCGCUAGUAAUUUGAUUUCAUACGAUAAUUUUAGGGCAGAUUUAAUUAUUAACUAAUUACAAAAAUAUAUAAAUUAUAAAUUCGCGUAUAAUUUUUUUCUCAAUAAUAUCUUACAAUUUUCAAAUUCGGUAUUUUACACAGUGGCAAAAUCCUAAAUACGCCACUGCAGAUGAUAUCCCCUAUACAUUUACUGUUCCUGAUUUGUUGAAACUUGGCGCCUGUACGGUGAUAUACCUAUACUUAACGUUAAAUAUCAAUUAUCGUGUUAACAUAAAUGUAUUUAUUGCCUUUGGGAUAAUUUUAUUGCGUUGGCGUCGUAAAACGCGUUUAAACAUCCGUUAUUCGGACAGUGUAAAGUGGAGACGGAGAAAUUAUUAUUGCACACAGCGGCGUCUACUACAGGCGGUAGCUAUAAAAUAAAUUUAUUAAAUAAUUGUUGUAAAUAAGAAUCCAUUACAGACCGUAACGCGGUUCCGACAAUUAAAGAAAGUAAUAGCUUUCUAUUAUUAUCGGACUGUAUAUGCACUAUGCAGUACGAGAGAGAAAAAUCCCAUCUAUAUAGUGUAUACCCGAUAGAUCAUCCGAUUAAACUGUUGCAAGGUAGAGAGCACAGUGACUAUAAUGAACAAUAAUCAUAUAGGUAUAAUGAAGGGUGACUAAGAUAGUUUUUAAUUUUGUAAUAAUUUUUAGGACGAUUGAUAAAAUAUAAUUGAUUUCAGUGGAGCUCGAAAAAUAUGAUAUUUUAUUAUCGUCACAUAGUUAAAGUUUAAGUCUACACGGGAAUAGUCGGACGCUUUUAAAAAUUAAAUUUUAAGAAUCUUAUUGGAGCACCGUGUCAAUUUUUUCUGCUUGCCGAAUGUUUGGAAGCCUUGAAAAAAAUAUAAAAUCAAUAUAUACAAUAAUUUUUAAAAGUCACCUAUAAAAGAAAUCGUCACUACUGCAGUAAUACUUUUAUACAAUUUUAUCAGCUUGCGGAUGAUGGUACCUGUAAAACUGAAUUGAUCCUAAAUGUUUUCUGUGGCUCGUAAACAAAAAAUGGCAAACAAACUGACAUGGUGUCUCGAAACCAUUUGUCAAGUUCAAUAUCGCCCAAAGGUAUAGCCGACAGAGGUAGGAUCGGGUGUGGAGAUUAAACUCUCCCUCCAAUUUCGAAGUUUCUACAGGAAUUAAAUUAAAAAGAAGGAAACUCCCAAUUAGCUCGUAUAGCAAAUAAUUAUGGGGGGGAGAGGGAAUCAAUUCCCUCAUAAAUGACCAAUACGAUCUACGUCUUAGAUUAUAGAGUCGGUCACAUACCCAACUUGUAUGGGUACAUCGUAUUUUAUUAAUAAUUCGCCUGCUGUACCGCGCGCGUUAUUUCAAUUUAUUAUGAUUUUAUUUUUCGAAAUAUAACCGUCCGAAAUAUUCAUUUACCGCGAUAUUAUGCAACUACAGAUGUUCGAGACUUCAAUCAACGUUAAUGUAAUAUAACAUUGUCAUAAACUCGCGUGCUCUCGCGGUAUAAUAUUUUCAAACGUCUGAAAUAAUUUCUUCCUCCCCCCGCUAAUUAGAUAGAUUAUGUUAUUAUGUAUACGUAUACCUAUAUACGAAUAUCAAACAAAUCCCGCGGGACAUGCGUUCGUGUUGUGACGGCGAACCCCGUUAUGAUAUACUUAACCCAACAAACAUAUUACAUGCAUUUACGAUUUUGCGUCGAGAAAACUUCACCCUUCGCUUCCUUGAUAGUAAUAACACGUAUAUUGCCAUUUUUUCGUUCGUAUAUAAUAUGUUUUUGUGUCCGGUAAAACUGUACAUACUUAGAUCAUAUACAAUGAACAGUCAUUGGAUAUCACGCCUAUAUGGAACGACUCGAUACCGACAUAACUAUAGAAUCCGUGACAUCUGCGACUGGUUGCCAAUCUGUUUUUCCGACACUCAAUCGUUAUCACCUUUAUUUUAAAAUACAAUUCAAUCCUGCGCCGAAAUAAGUGAUAAGAGGUCACGCGCGUGCGCGUAUCAACUUGAUCAUACGCAGUCAUGUUGGCUUCACACAUUUUACAAAUUAUGUUUUAUGUCCAUUGUAUAUGAUCUAAUAUUCUUCGUCAUAUACCAUAUUAAUGAUUAAUUAUUGCGUAACAAUAUUAUUACCUAUCUGCUGUUGUAGUAAUCUCAUUUUUUUAUACAUACACGUGUAUAUCUGAACAAUUGGAUAAUAUGGAAUAAUUCGAUAAAUCAAAAUAAUGUUAUAUAUUAAUAACUGUAUACAAACGCUGAUGACGAAACUUUUUUGACGAUAUACCUAUACAGUUUGCAAACAACAUACGGUCGAGUAGAGUAUAAACUAUUUCGAUUCUGUAUGCAUGAGUUCUCGAGAUGAUUUUUUUCUUUUUAGAGCAGAGAUCUGUUAAAAAAACGUGCGUAUAUAAUGCGGGUACCGCCAUCAUAUAUAGUACACAGUAACGUCAUCAUUAUUGGUAUACGUAUACCGUAAUACCUAAUUGGCGGGAAGCGGGAAAUCUAAAUUAUGUAUAUAGAAUAAAGAAAAAGUGCAAGGAAGAAGGAUCAGGAAAAUACCUAUUACUCCGUAACCCCCGAAAUGAUAAUAACGCUCGUCAUUUUUGCGGGGCGGUUAGCGUCGUUUAAAUAUUCUAUUUUAUUUUUCUCCGCGCAAUCUAUUGAAAUGUGCCGCCGGUCUCCCGGCCGAAGUUAUUAGUAAGUAUACGAUACGGUUAAUAAAUUUACGUUUACAGAAUUUCGGACCGAAACGCACCGUCGUCGUCGUCGUCGUCGUAGAUUCUUAUUUUCGCGAUCGGUUCGAUGAAUAUAAUAGUGUGGAUAAUGCGGAUUAGUUUUUUUUUUUUUUUGUCUCUAUAAUUAUACAUUUCGCUCCGCGGUUUGGUACCUAUCUAUACAUAGGUGUAUAUUGUGUUAUUGUUAUAUAUGCAUAUCUUCAGCUAUAAUACGCGACCGCGGUGUUUGUUACUUAUUUAAUACGCGGUAACAAUAAAACUCGUAAAACGAAUUAAUUUUACAUGUUAAAUUACUUUUUCUGUUAUUUUUUUUUUCCUAUAUAUAUACUUUUUCUAUUGUUUCUGUAGGUUUGAAGAACGUUUAUUUUUAUUUUUUUUUUUUUUUUUACCUACCAUCACGUGUUUUAAUUCUCAUAUAUACAAUAUAUUUAUGUACAACGACAAAAAAAAAAAAAAUAAUAAUAAUAAAAAAAAAUAACGUAUACAUUUCGGUAUUUGUUUGUUACGGCGCGGGAAUAUAAUACACUAUGGGGAUUUGUUUAGCAAAAAACAUCAUAAUAAUAAUAACAAUAAUAUUUCGACCAAAAAUUUCGUGCCAUUUUGUUUUGCUAUAUUAUCUAACAUUCCACGCGUACAGUAUAUAAAAAGUUUUUGGGGAAGGGGAGUGGUGGGAGUAGAAGAAGAAACAAAUACUAGUAUCUCGCGAGAUUAAUGUGUCGCUCAAGAGGGGAAAAAAAUAGAUAUAAUAAUAAUAUUAUAUAUGACGUAAUAUUAUAUUUUAUUACCGUAUAAUAUGCCAUUUAUGUAUAAUAUUAUUGUCCGCUCGCGUAUAAAUAGAUAUUCAAUAGCAGUGGAUGCCAAUUUUUUUUUUUUUUUUGGUAGGGAUCUACUUUAAGAAUGUAUUUUUCCUUUGAUGAUCGAAAUCCAUAGAAAAAAAUGUAAAACUAUGAACUACCUAUAAUAGGUACAAAACAUGUAUAUUAAUAAUAAACAUACGCGUGUACAAAAUAAUAAAAUAAAAAUCUAUCGACAUUGAAAUCGUCCGCAAUCUACCGGUCCUGCCCUGGAAUAUGUUCAUAAUAAUAUAGUGUAUAGGCUUAGAAUCUUAGAUCGUAUGCAAUGGAUACAAAACAUAAUUUGUAAAAUGUGUGAAGCCAACAUGACUGCGUAUGAUCAUGAUGAUAAGCGCAUGCGCGUGGCCUCUUAUCACUUAUUUUGACGCAGAAUUUAAUUGUACUUGUAAUAAAGGCGAUAACAAUUAACUGCCGGGAAAACAGAUUGACAACCAGUCGCAGAUGUCACGGAUCCUGGUUAUUGAAAAUUAUUUAAUUUAAGAUAAUUAAUUUACUGUUAUUUAGGUAGUUAUUCUCGUCACUUAUAUUUUAUUACUUUAAAUUAAUUAUCAUAGAGCUGUACUGGAUAUUUAUUAGGUAUAUGGUGAAAUUAAUAAAUUUGACAACGUCGCAUAUAAUCUCAUACGCAAUCGUGUUUAUUUUUUUUAUUGAAGGUAUUUUCUAACCCAACAUACAAACGUACGCAAUCGUGUUACCAAAAUGGAUCGUGUUCCACCCGACUCGAGCCCUCUUCUUAUACCAAAGAUACAAUAAUAAAACCGGCUAUAUUAUGUGUAGUGUUACCGAUUCUGGAGCUGCGGUGUAUAUUAUAUAGCUAAGUACGUCUCGUAUAAUCUACUUUAUACAGUACGGUUAUAAAAUACAGCUAAUGUUGUACGCGCUGUCGCGAAAAUAAUCAUAAUAACGUGUUGUUUGUGUUUUAAAAAGUGACAUCCGGGAGAGUUGAAAUAGGAAGUACUCGAAUGAUGCGAUAUUAUUAUGUUAUACUAAAUACCCCUCUACAUAUUAUUAUACACACGAAAUCGUACACUUCAGACUAGCAUCGACGGCGGUAUUUAAAAUAAUAAUAAUUAUUAUUGUUAUUAUGCUUGUUCAGCGCGAUGUUCCGACCGGGCGACAGUGGGUAUCAAUGACAAAAGAGAAGUGAGUGGGUACCUAUGUAUAAUAUAAGACACACUGCCGUGUGUGUGUAACAUUGUUUUCAUCGACAUUAUUAUGCUCAGCAAAAAUCAUAUUUAUUUCCACACGUCUCAUCCCCUCGCCACCACCCUUCCCCCCCCCUUCGGUUAAAAUGUAUACCUAUACACGGUAUAGCUCUUCUCUCGUAUAUACAUAAUUUCUGCGCGAUUACACAGACAAUAAUACAUAGACGGGUAGUUUUUAAAAAAAAAAAAAAAAAAUGGUUUUUCCCCUUUUUUUUUAUUACAAGUACCUGCGUUUCGAGCGGAGAUUUUGUUUUUCCGACGGGGCCGCGCGUUUUAAAUGGUUUUGAUAUUCGAAAUACCAGCUAUACGCCUACUCGGUAAUCGUAUAUUAUUUAUACAUAUAAAUGCACGUAUUAGUAUUAUUUUAACAGACACGUAAAAUAUAAUUAUAAUAUCGUAUGUACCGCCGUUACGUAUAUAUACAUUGAAAUAUUGUAUAAUACGGAUGGCGACGCAACAGGUUUAUUAUAAUAAUAUACGUUUCGUACUUUUCUUUUUUUUUUUAUCCUUUUUUUUAAUCAUUUCAUUCGUCAAACGCAAACGCCGCGAGUAUUUUUUCCAUUUGUUUUUUUUCCUCCUAGUUUAGUCCGGGUCCCUUUUGAAUCGAAAACGCCGCCGCCUUCGGUGCGGGACGAAUAAAUCCGCGGUGCUUAGUAAACCAUUAAAAUAUUACGCGUUCAUAUUAUUUAGAAAAUAAAAAAAUAAAAAAUACGUUGAUAUUACGCCUUCAUUUAUAAUAUUAAUAUUAUAGUUAUUAUUAGCGACUAGAACACGGUUUUCUAUGUUACACGCGCAUGUUCGUUUCCUUUUCGUAUUUAUUUUCAUUUUUUUUUUAUCAACGAGUCGUUUACGAAUCACACUGCUGUAUACAAUCAGAAGUCAUUUACAAAGUUUUAUUUUUCAUAUUUUUGCAUGUUUUUUUACCGUGUAAUUACACGUCGUUUCAACGCGCCGAUGUGUCAAAAUCAUUGCCGUAGAUCUACGUGUAUUAUUCAUUUCAAACGAGAUUUUUAUUCCCAACAAAUAGUGAAUAGUAAAAAGACGUUUAUAUCGCAUGUUGCACAAUAACGGCCGUAAAUGAGUUGUUUAAAUUUUUCAAACAUAAUUAUUUUUUUUGCUGCACAAUAUUUAAAUCAUUUUUAUUCGUAGAUAGCAUGACGUAAUGCAUAACAUAAAACAUGUGUAUGCAAUUACGUAGCGGGCGGUGUUCCGUGAAUACGAAAGAGAGAUAGUAAUAUUUGCAAUAUCAAAAUCCUAUUUGUAUCCCAUUCACUGGUAAAUUUACUUUUUUCACGUGAAUUAUUAAUUCCUUGUUGGGUAUAGUGAGAAUAACCAACCGAUUGGUUUGCGUGCACGCGGAGUGAUAAGAAUAAAAUGUGAUUUUGCGCACGUUUCGAGGGCAAAUAUGUGCGACCAAUCAAAAGCGGGUGCGGGUGUGGAAGACGACUCGCUACUCCUGACAGAGGAGCAGGGAAAACCCAUUUACCUCGACUCGAACAUGAUACUGUUGCAAGGAGGAUGAUACAGUGUCCUAAAUGUAAACCUAAACAUCGCUAAUGCGAGACCGGGACUUUAGCCACCUCCGAAUAAUCGCAAUUACGUAGCGUGAAAAUAAGAUUAUUUUUCAAGUGAUUUUCUGUGGCUUAAGGUAGUAUAUUGUUGAGUAAAAAACUUGAUUUAAAAAAAAUUUAGUGAAGGAAGAAAUUUCUGGGGUGGUUGACCCCCUCUGUGUGCGCCACUGAUCCGUGGACCAUGGUUUUAGUGCGUAUAAAUCUGUGCUUUACCAAAUUACCUAAUUGUUAAAAAAUUAACCAAUAUAAAUAUAAGUGCAAAACUAUUACUACACGCGUUUAUUAUUAUGCGUAUUGAGUCGAGCCGUUCGACGCGGGCGAAAGGUCGGAAGACUUUCACCGGCGCUUUCCAAGCCGGAUGUGUCCGAAACGUAAUAUUAUUAUUAUUAUCAUCGUUACGUGAUGUAUAAUAAUACAUCCGCAUCCGAAAUCCGAAUCGUUUAGUCGAUGACUUAUACCUAUGGGCCCGACAACUUUCCCGUUAUCGCCCCGUAACAGUACCUAAUAAUAUGAUCAUCAUCAUCCUCGCGUAUAUGUAAUAUAAUAUAGACAUUAGUUUUGCAUUAAAUCACAGACACGAAUGCCGCGAGUAUACUCGUAUAACGUUAUUAUAAGAUCAUUAUAGGCAUUUGCAGUGUACUCUAAUUAUAAUUUGAUCGCAUUCGAUUUUACAUCAAAGUGCCGGGGUCGGUUACCGCGUUUCACCGGUACAAACCGCUUCACGAUUAUAACGGCUAAAAGCAAGUCCCCUACUGGACUGUCCGAACAUCUAUUCGAAAAAAUGGCGAGGCCGAAAUUUUUCCCGAAAAACAUCGAAACGUAAGAUUAUAAAUAUUCACAGAUUCGUAGCUCCGCCUGAUUGAUUUUCGCCGAUAUUUUUCGAAAUCUAAACAGUAUUCGCCAACAGCUCAGGCACUGCUGAAGUGAGGAUUUGAAAUAAAACCAUUAAUCUAAUUACCUUUCUUUUACUCCUUUUUGGCGUGUUUCGAUCUUCCGGUAUUGUCUGUCUUUCUAUACUCACUCCAAUAGUCCUUUUGCCUUCUGUUUGGCCGCUUUACGUUAACAUAUUUUCGGCCUCGGGCCCUUGCAGAUUUUCGAGACGAAAUCGGUUCAUAAUCGUUCCAUUGCUUUUUUCCAGGUCGUAUAAUCCCUCCGGGCGUUUCUAGUUGUGUAUAGGGAUGCGUUACGAUUGCGUACUGGUCUUUUUCACUAUUACGAUUACGUACGUUCUACCUACCCAAAUUUAGUGCAAAGUUGCCGUUGCAUAUUCACAAGCGUGAUGUUUGUGAAAAAUUUGUAAACUAACUUAUUUUAGGAAAAACCUUUGAUUAACUAUUCUUUAAUGUACUCAGUUUGUUAUACGUAAUUGUGAAUAUUAUUUCCACAACUAAAGUUAUCGAAAAAAAAAAAUAAUAAUAACCGCAUGUAAAUAACUGUACACUCGAUCUAAAAUAGAUGGUAAUAUAUUCGAUUUUUAUCUGCAGGUACUGGUUAUCUAUAUCAAGGUUUUAGAUUAUAAUUUAUUCGUUUAUUAAUAGUUUUUAAUCUACUAUACUAUCGGUUUUGUGUCAAUAGUUUUAAUUCUAAAUUAUGUUGUUAUUUUUAUAAUCAUUUUCAAUAUUUUAUAACAUAAUAUAUUAUACACAGAUUACUGAAAUAUAAUUUAUAAUUUGUAUUUGCACCGUAUUAUAAAUUAUAUAUUGCCUUAAUUAACUAUAAACUAUUGUAUUAUUUCAAUAGUACCUAAUAACCUAGUAACUUUAAAUCAUUUUUUAUUAAUUCACGCACAAUUUUUACUUAACAGUUAAUUUGCUAUAUAUUUUACUAGCCACCAAGUAUUCGUAUGUUAUACGUUCACAUAAAAAUCAUUAUAUACAUAGUUAAUAAACUGAGUAUUGCAUGUUGGCAACGUUGCACUCAUUUUUGUACGCAAUCGUAAUAUCUUUAAGGGUCAGGUACAAAAAUCGUACGCAGUCGUAGAUCACCGGUGUAUACAGCUAUUGUGUAUAUUUAUGCCCGAGCUAAAUGCGGCUUCAUAACCACCGAAAUGCUCUUGUUUUUUUCGUAAUGAGUAUUCAGUAAAUUAUAAUAUUUUAUGUUUAUCGACUUGUUGGUUUACUCAUAUAUUCGUGUCCUCUCCUGCAGUUCAUUGUAUCGCUAAAGUUUUUGGCCCGGUUGUUUUUUGUUGUUGUUCGUGUCCGCCGAUGAAUAUAACCCGCAGACAUUAUUUUAUUAUCUUAUGUAUCCCGAUAAGCUUCGAUCGAAAUAAUUCGUGGGCGCCCACAGUAAUAUUAUUUAGUUAUUGUCCAAAAACGUUCUCGAUGUUGUAAUUUGUAUUGUAUUACGAGUUUUAUUCGUCCGACCGGUUAAUAUAAUAUUUGGAACACCGCCACGCAGUCGCUUCGCCGCCGGUUUUAUUAAUUGUUAUUGUUUUCAUUCCCCCCCCCCUCCCAUCAACCAAUAAUAUCUAUCUGUAUUAUAUUAUUUUAUUCAGUAAAUAAUAACACAAACGGCGAAAAUAUUAUUGUUAUUACGGUUGUUGUUGUAACAUAAUGUACAAGUUAUUGACGAUGAUGAAUAUUGUGCGAAAUAAUUAUUUUAGAAACUUUCCGGGCGGAACUUGUUUGUCCCCCCCCCCUCUCCCGAAAACCAAGUCGACCGAACAAUAUAAUAUUAUUAUUAUCUUUGAUGAAAACUUAUAGCAAUAAUUAUUAUAAUAAAGACGAUCGAACUCUAAGUAAACAUUUAUACCUAAAAUGGCAAACUUUUUAAUUGGGUGUAUCCUACUAUUAUAUUGUUAUCGUCGUAUAGACCUUUUAAAAAAUCGCAAUCGAAUGAUCACAGAAAAAAAUAAUAAUAAUAAAACAGUUUAAACACAAACGGAAACCCAUUGUUGCGAUAAAUAUGAUAGUAUUAGCUCGAAACGAACCUACACCUAGUAUAAUACCCAUUGUUCGUUUUAAUGUAAAUCGUACCUGCAAUGAUUAAAUCUAUAAACUUUCGAACGGCCAAAGUGAAAACGAUUUUCGCGUAAUCGUUUUACGUUAUGAUUUCGAUUUUCAAUUUCGGCGGUUAAGACAUAAAUUAAGAUCGUAAUGUUAUUAUAAUUACGAAAUUACUGAUCGUUAUUUACAUUCAGAUCAUAAAUAUAACAAUUCGUUUUAGGAAAUUCUGGCGGCAAAUCAAUAUUUUUUUUUUUUAUCGUUGAUUUUAUAAAUUCGCUCUAUAGGUACUGUAUGUUGUUUUUUUUUUUUUCAAAGUUCAUAUUAAAUAUUUCAUUUGUAUCAAAAUAAUAUUAUCUUUAAAAAUUACCUGAAAAUCUUCGAACCAACGAUGGAAGAUAGCGGAAAGUGAACGAGGAGAAUGUUAUAUUCCAAAGUGUGUGUAUAUGUAACGCAGAGUGGUGGUGCACGCUCUUAGGGAUUCGAAUGAGCUUAUAAAAUAGCGGCGAUAGAGGAGAAUUCGUGUGGGAAUAGACUCCUAUGAAAGGUCCGAAACGACAUCGAAAGACGUAAUAAUACUUGGGAUUUCGAUUGGCGGUGGUUCGAACUGGUAAGAAAACCCAAUUAUGGAUAUAGACGUAAUAAAUACCGGAGAAGACGAGUAGACGACAAAUAAUUGCAUGUGAUUUAUUUGAGGACUUCUAAACGAAAAAAAAAACGAGUAGAGACGUCAUACUGAAACUGUUCAAUAAUAAUUAAAUACCUCGCAGAAUUAAAUAUCUAUUUUUUUAAUACCUAUAGUAUUAUAUUAUUAUUAUAUGUAAAUAUCAAUUUCUAAAAAAAAAUUAUGUAUAAAAAAAGUGACGAUAUAUUAAUUAUAUUAAAACCCUUUAAAACAAUUAAAAUAAUAAUAAUAAAAUGUGAAUAUUUAACACGAAAUAUUAUGACUUUAUUAAAUUCGCUUACCUAUCUACCCACUGCAGUAUAUUAUAAACUUGUCGUUAUGACGUGUCACUAUAAAUAAUAAAUAAUGCAAUUUCAUUUCUCGUUUUAUGAUAAUAAAUAGUCAACGUCGGUAUAUUAUGUAUGCACCGAAGCGAACAGUAUAAAGAGAAUUUGUAUAAUAUAUAUAUAUAUAUAUAGGUUAUUCUUACUCAUAUAAAUAAUAUAUUGUACCUAAUUUUAAACUCUUUUUUUAUUUUUUUAUUUUUUUUUUUAUAGUUCGGAGGGUUAGCUUUUUCAGUUGAACAUAUGUAUGAUUUCGGGGCAAAUAUAUUAUUAUUAUUACUUGAUAAAUUAAUUUACUACCGACAAUAAUGGUCACUGUAUAGAGAACGAAAAACAAAAAAAAAACAAAAAAACAAAAAAGUCACCGAAAGCUAGCUGUUAUAUCAUAAAGUUGUAUACUUUCGAAAACUUUGUUGUUUUGUUCAUAUCGGAAUAUAUUUUUUUUUUACACUUCGUAAAUGACUUUUUGUUCUUAUUAAAAAACUAAUUUUUUUUUCUCCCAAACACAAACUACAACGUUACAACCUAAAUUAUAAUAUUUCCCCUUAAUUACGUAAGAGUAUACAACAAAGGUUAAAAAAAAAAAAAAUGAUAGCCCUAAAGUUGUUGAUUGUCGAGUUGAUUGUUUAGCAUAAUAAAUGCGCCCGCGCGGUUUAGAUAACUUCUAUACAACUUCGUUCUCUGCUGUUCAAAUAGUAGAUUCUCUAUAUAAACAAUAUUAUAUAUUAAAUUAAAAAAUAUUAUUUUACUCCUCGGAUAUGAUAAUCAGAUAAAAAUGGUUACCAAAAAAAAAAUCCCGGAACCAAGCUACCUAUGUAAUAUUCAAAGCUGAGCUUUUUACUGGUUAAAAAGUUAAGUUGUAAGUUAACUUAACUAGUUAACAGAAAAAAAAAAAGAAUGUUAGAAAUAUUAACUGUUAUUUUUUUAAUAAACAAUUUUAACUUAGCUAAGCUAUAAAAGACGAUGUUUCUAAGUUUUUUGCAUUUUUAUUUUAAGAAAAUUAGGUAUUUCUACGGGAAUAUUAUUAUCACAUAACAAUAAUAAGAAGAAGGGGCGAGCGGUCUAUUGGGUACUCACGCGAAUCUUGUAUGGUAAAUUUUAUAAAAGUAUAAAUAUAUUACAAACUACAUUUACGAGUGUAGUCAAGGGUACUUUUAAAAAAGUAAUUUUUAACUUUUUCAACUCUAGCUAUUAUAUUUUCCCGGAAAUAUGGAACUUGACUUAAACUAGUUUAACAUUCGGUUAACCUCCGCCCUCCAUUAGCUUUUUAAUAUUAAUACACUUGUAUUCGACGUUAAAUUACACUCUGAACAUAAUAAUAUAUAACUUCGGUCCCAGAGACUUUGGCUUAAGUCAAUUUCGUACAUGUAGUUAUCGGAUACAAGCUAAUUAAAUUUUGAAAAUUGCUAAUUGACACGUAUGGCAUGACAGCUGAAUCGCUUAACGGCCUAACCUGAAUAUGGCGUUCCAAAUGGUUCGAGUUGUAUUACGAUUAAACGACUUGUGCGUGUUUGCCAGACAAAAAUUAUGUCACAACGACUUAAUUGAUGUUUUAAUUAACGGUACGGCGUGCGUUAGAAUAUACUCGUAUACAAUAAGUAAACUUAUGGCGUUUAGAACAAAAAGAUAAAAAAAAUUGAGUAAAGCCGUUGCAUCGCUAAGACCGUAAUCAUAAUGUUGUCUUAUCGUUUUUGAGAAAAUAGUCCGCGAUUUAUUCCGUACAAACGAUUAUUGACUUUUGGUAUUUUAUAAUAUGUAUUUACAAUAAAUUAGUAUGAUAAAAUACCCGCUAUACAGUCAAAUGCUAUAAUUGUCAUCAUAAUUAUAUUCCGUCGACAUUAAAACGGACCAUUUAGACAUUAAUUAAUGCGUAUACAUAAAAUAAUGCGAAUAUGAUGGGGGGGGGGGGGAAAAAAACAAAUAUACGCCGCGNGGGGGGGGGGGGAGAAAAAAACAAAUAUACGCCGCGCAUUAAACUCAAACGAGACGACGACGAAAGCUUUGAAAGUAAAUAUUGUUAAAAAAUAAUAUACAUAGUGCAGGGUAUACAUCGACGGUUAAUUCGGUCGACGGGACGCCGCCGUCUUAUUGGCGACGAGAUCACUCGGGAUGUUUGCAGUGAUGCGACCGCACCAAUAUUAUAACAUGGGUAAUUGCUUCUUUCCUCGCCCUCUCUCCCACCCCCACCCCCCACCCCCGUCACCAUCCGUUCGGUUCGAGUGCGUAUUCGAGAAACGUAUCCCGGGAAAACGCCGUCUUUGGUCGCGGCAUAUUUUUCUUGGCGUUAUGUUCGAUGUCGUUGUAAAUAAUCGCGACUUAUGGCGAACGAAUGGCUGCGAAUGGGGAUGGGGGGGGGGAAACCAACGAUAUAGUCAAUAUUCCCGAAAUGCCGUUCGGCCAUUUUUUCACCGUUUCCGCACGAUAACCUGUACGGUAUGUAUGCGUUUUCGCCGUCACGGGUAUUUUUUAACUCUUUAAUACUCUUAUUAUAGCUGUACGUCCGUCCCGACGGAUUCCGACCGUCUGUUCGCCCCCGUACUGACGCGUACACGGACACCCGGAGGUGGAAGAAAUACGAGGAUUCUGCCCCCCCCACCCUUAGAUUUCAAAAUUUCAAAUAUAAUUUUUAUAAUCAGAUAAUUUAUAUUAUAAUUUUGUUAUAAUUGUUCGGUGUUUGAUUUUAUUAUGCCCCUCCCUAUGACGUCGGUCUGGUCAUCAAAGGGCCCAGGUGGGUUCUUAUUUAGGGUUAUACGUAUGAAAAAACGUACGAAAAACUUUAUUCAGACACCGGCCCUCCCUGGUAAAUUCCCUGCGUGCGCCCAUGGAUAGGUAAUGAUAAGGUAUCACUGUUUCCGGUUUGACAAUCGUUUUUCCCCGCAGCCCUACAAAAUAUGUACACGGAAAUGCAAAUGUAUAGAGCGACUCGUAGGAUAAUGUAUAAUACAAUAAAAUGUACCGUUAGUUAUACAGUGUAUCGUAACGGAUUCCGAUCGAUUCGUACGAGAUGUCCUAUAGCGAGGAGACGGUAACAUAAUAUUUUAACGUUUAUGUACACCCAUUAACUGUUGUUUAUUUUAUUUUUUUUUUUCCUCGAUCUAAUCAAUAUUCGGGUUAUUCGAGUGUUUGUAUAACUGAAAUACUAAACUCGAAUUUUGUUUUUUUAAUAUCAUGUGGGCCCCAAAGCGUUAUGGUGUUGUGAAAUAUUAUUAUCUGUGUAAUACUAUACUCGCCGCCGCAUAAUAAUAAUAUAGGUAUAGGUACAUAAAGGAAGUAGUAGGUCAUCGUCAUCACCAUCGUUUGUACUCUCCACAAAAGGUGAGGUGUUGAACGAAUUUUUUUUUUUUUGUUUGUUUAUAUUUCUUCAUUGUGAAUAUACUUUGAAUUUAAUAUAAUUUAUAUAAGGGUUAAAAGUUUAAAACAAAGAGUGUUUAUGUACGCGCGCGCGACUAAAAAACAAAAAUCUUUUCAAUUAUAUUUUAUACGAGGUAUACAUAUAGGUGUAUCGUGGGGUCUUUCUGCGUCUAAAAUAUUAUAAUCAUAUUAUUAUUCUGCACAGUUUUCACACCCUUUUUAAUAAAGCGUAAAAAAAAACCGCGCCAAAUGCUUCUGUUAAUAGCGUCGUGUUGUCAGACAACGUUUAUUGUCCGUAAUGAAAACGAUCGAGUUAUUAUUACGUCCGUAUAUAUUUGCUUGAGGGGAAUUUGAACCGCGUGUAUAAACAAAACUUUCGAACAAUAUAAAAAUCAUAAGACCCUGUGUCUGGUUUUUACCGUAUAUAGUAGGCAUACCGACAUUUUUUUUUUUUUUUUCUGUUAUUUGUCCCGUACACUUCCUCGUUGUCGCGACAAACUCGUCAAAACCGUAAAAGAUAUUGAGACCGAUAGGAGUGGCGGAGCGUAUGCAGAGAGAAAGAUUGCCCGGAGAAGCCGAAAAACUGAAAAAAAAAAACAAAAACAAAAACAAAAACAACUUCUUACAAGAAGCCCAAUACGAUAGAGGCGAAAGAAAAACCAAGAUUGAAGAGCACGAGCGUUGGACAGAGCCGAUGGCUGGUACCCGCAGUUAAAGGAGCUGUGCAAUGUUACGGUUGCAUUGCCCGUUGAAAUAUCUUCUUCCCGCGGCCUUUAGCACUCUCUCGCGGUUUUUACUGUAAAUACGAAAAUUCCGUAAGCCUAAAACGGCGAGCACUGCUGCGUGUAUGUAUGCCCCGAAAUUCCGGGAUUAUGUUAUUAGACAUUUCUGAAUACAUGCGGGGGGGGGGCAUCGCUUCGUAAAAACGCGAUCGGCCGUAAAUGCCGUGUUACUAUUAUUGAUUCGCUGGCCGGAAAUAUAAUACGCGAACGCGGCGUACCGUAUGGACCGUACAUACUAUUUAUUGUCGUAUCCAGUACGCGUUAGGUCCUGCAACGUGUUUACAUUCUGUGCGCAGUGAGGAAUGUAUUGAUUCUACUGCGAUGUACGUGCGGGUGCGUGUUUUUUUGUAUGUGCCUGUAGCCGAAUUUUCUAUCGGAAAUCUGGCCCCGAUCAAAUCUUUUAUAGGAACUCUCUUGUAGCGGUUUUCGAUCCAGUCGGUGCGUCGAGGGGGUCAUUUCGUUUUGUAUAGGUUUCGUACUGUAAAUGGGAAAAAGCUGUCGAUUUUUCGCUACGGUUUCCGUCGAUUUUCGGGCUGCCCAUUCUAGGAAAAAACACUCUACUCAGAAACGGUUUUCGUUAGCAAUUAGUCUAUAGUAAUUGCUCGCAGAUCGUUACACGGCUGUGUAAUAUGCCCUCGUCUCGCCACCGUUGUUCCCGUCUUUUCCCGAAAAAAAAAAAAAAAAAACAUUGUCGUGGUGCCCGUCGGCGGUAUCGCUUUUUUUUUUUUUUGUUUUUUUUUUGUUUUUCCUAGAAAAUUUUAAACACGCAACACUCGCAGGUAUUGUAUUUUCAUUCGACGACGGUCGUCCCGUCACGACCGCACGUCGUGCCUACGCGUCUGUAAAUUAUAUUAUUAUAUCAUCGCGUACCACACGUAAACUCGCAAAAAGUUACCGCGUCCAAUUAAAUGAACGCGCAGCGCAACGAACUGCAGUGACGGGUUUUCCUUCCAUAUUUUUUCCCGCCUUCACUCUCGUCCGCCCGUCCGUCCCUACUCGUUCCCGGGGACACCGGUGCGGCAAAACGAAUUUGUCGCACGCAUCGCGUGGCGUGCCGUUGACACGACGGCGACGGCGAGCGUGUCUGCACCAACGCGCCGAGCCCGUCCGUCGGCGGCGGCGACGAACCGGCGGCGGCCCCGGUGAUUAAUGACACGUUUACAUUCGCUCGUUGUGCGUGGCGGCGCGUUUGGCCGUUGCUACAGUGUUGUACGGUAUAUCGUGUGUGUGUGUGUCGAGAAUAGAAACUCGAGUAUAACAAUCGGAACGGCUGUGGGCCGGGGCCGGGGCCGGGGGGGGGAUGGGAGGGCGGAUGCUUGCAGGGAAACCCGGUUGAUUACGCGAAAAAUUAUUAAUUUCGUUUUAUCUGCGCUGCGGUGCCGCGCGUGCGUUCAUCCGACCCGCGUGCGUACGUGUAGCCGUAUUACGCGCGGGCACCCGUGUACGGCAGCGCGGCGUCCGCGAGCGUCUCUAGAAACUUUACGACGUCGAAACCCGGAAAGAAUAACACAACAGCCGAGCGCCGCGACCGCGGCAACGACGGAACGGAGAAAGGGGGGAAAAAAAAAAAAAAAACUUCGAAACGACCAAAGUUUCGCGGCCGGAAUAGACAGCGUAGUGUAGUAGAUGGACGCGCGGCUAAUUAUAUCCGCGGCGGUCCCGCGAGUCAAAGCCGGCAGGGGGACGGGCGCGAGGGCCCGGGCGUUUUUCCUCUCUCCGUGAAUUCUUCAUGGGCACUGUGUUGUACAGAGUCGUACGUACACGCGUACGUCGUCCGUAAACGAAUCGGCGCGGGAAAAUCGGGAAGGGGGGGAGGGCAGGGUUAUUUUCCGGGAGGAAAAAGUUUUCCCGGCAGUCGUUAUUGUUAUUAUUAUUGUUAUUAUUAUUCGUAUUAUUCGUACUGUAAUAUGUACAGUUAUCGCUGUAUUACAUUGUAUUAAUUUUUAUUUUUUCGCUUUUCAGUCACGACAGAGACACGCCGUUCACGUUCCAAUUGGGCGUGGGUCAAGUGAUCAAAGGCUGGGAUUUGGGACUGACGAAGAUGUGCGUGGGCGAAAAGAGGAAGUUGACCAUACCGGCCGAUCUGGCGUACGGUGACCGCGGAGCAGGGAACGUCAUUCCCGGAGGUAAAUCUUGUCACUGCCGCCGUGUGCCGUCCACCGACCGUCGCCGUAACCGAAAUCUUCCCGUUCGGUCCACCGGCUAAAGCCUCCGCGUCUUUUGUUCCGCUGCGUCUUCUCCGCCGCGUUCUCUCGGCCAUCCGUGCGCGCGUCCAUUCCCCGCGUGCGGGUUCCGUCGUCGCACUGCAACCGGUGACUACUGUACCGUACGCCGCGACGUGACUACGCGUUAAAAAGCGCUGCCGGGUGAAACGUUUUCGUCCGCCCCUAUAAUCGAAAACAGCGUUCGUUUAUACGUUCGUGACCGCGGAACAGCGCAAUCGCCGUAUUUUCUGUAUUUAUUUAAUUGCGCGAUUUUUUUUUUUUUGAAAAAGACGAAACCGACCCGAUCCCGUUAAAACGUUCGUUUUGAUUUUGAACCGAGUAAAUUUACGUUUACACCACACACCACACGUACGUCGAACGUACGGCGUUCGCAGUGUUGAAUACACGCGGUACUCAACGGUAUCGCGGUUUUGAUAUUAUUAGCUUUAUCGGUUGUCGCCACAGGAGGCGGCACAACGACCGCGGCCGACUUGCCGUAACUUAACCUGCCAAACACUCGGCGAUCACCGGCGCCCCCCCCCUCCCGCCGCCGCCGCCUAUCGCACGUCAUGCGAGAUGUGCCGUGUAACGCGACCGCCCCUGUUGCCCCCGCCGUAGUUGCGCCGGUAACUGUAUAAACGUACGCGUAACGCACACGUAACGGCGGGCCGUUUUGGCUUCUCCGCGCACGCAAGCCCACGGCUCUUCGCGGGAGGUUUUUUUGUUUUUCGCGAAACGCGCUCUUCUCCGACGAUAACCUUCUCCGAAAGUGAUUAUCCGCAGUUUUGCAUUCGGUCCUCCGGCGUUGAUCUUCCGUUCCCGCCGUACCGAAAACCAUUCUCCGCGAUCCCGCGGCAUUUCGUGCAACGAAUAACAACGGGACAAUAACGCGCGCGCACCGUGUACCACGGCCGUCCGUUCGCCGGUCGUAUUACAGGCCCGCGUUACGGCGCGUUACCACGAGCGCCCGAAGCGUGUACGGUACCGCGUGCGCGCAAUAUCGCGGCCGGACGGACGGAAGAGGAUUGCACGCGACUCGUCCGCGUCACGACGUUGUAACGAAUGACGCGUUCGCCCGGUCGCCCGCACUCGCGGUUUACGCCUGCGUGACGCGUAUUACGCCGCAGUAAUAUCGCAACGUCAAGGCACGCGUCGAACGGAUCGCGUGAAACGGAUUUCGGAAUUAUUAGCGUAGUGAGUUGUACACGUGUGCGUCCGCUGACCGGCAACGCGGACGGACCGCGCGCAUCGGUCCGUCCGGUAAUGCCGACGAAACUGAUCGGAGGGGCGGCUUUUCCGACCGGCGCGGAUGACGUCGUACGGAUUGCCGAUAAGUGGACGCGUGUCGCGACGCGCGUGUGAUAUUCUCCGAAUCGUGACCUUUUUUUCUUUUUUUUUCGAAUAUGUCACGCAUCCACGUUUUACGUUUUCUCUCAAUUCCUCUUCUUUCUUCUCCAUCUUCUCCGUCCAACAACAAAGCAAUAAUCCAACAAGUCCUUCGUCACAUUCCGCGUUGUCUAUUAGGUACUACUGGGUCUGUUACACGCUGUAAUGUUUCAGCCCCGCGGACACUCGCAACGAAAAUGCGAAUGUUACUGAAAAAAAAAAAAAUCCGACAGUCGCAUCCGGCAAUCCGAUCGCUGCGCACGCAUACGGUGGACGCGCUACCACAAAUCGAUCCGUUUCACACGACGCGUGCACCCGUGGACGCGUACCUUUAUUCGUAUUCCGUCGUGCGUAUUGUACGAAAAUCGCCCCGGGCGCAUGUUUCAUAAAUACCGCCGGCAGUGCGACCGAACGCCGUCCGAAACCGCUCGAAACGCGGCUCGUCCGCGUCUUGUUUAUCGUCCGAACGCAUUUCCAUCGUGCAAUACCGCCGAGGUGUAGGCGGUUUUCUGGAUACCGGGCGCGGUGAUGAACGUUUUAUCGGUUUUACCGCGGUAUGGCGCGCGUUUUCUGCCCGUUAACGGCUUUUCUACCGGAAAUAUUGCUCCGACCGGAGCAACGAUCUUCCCCCGGCCGGCGAGAUCGGUUUUUGUAUUUUAUAUUUAUCGAUCAACAUCGUCCGUUCUCUUGAUAAUUCGGCGGGAGGAAACUGAAAAAUGUACCGCGAUAACGGUUUCGUUCGUUUAGAUUUUUACGGUUUUGUUUUUUUAUACCGGUACAAUUCGCUCCGAAUUCAAAACGGUUCUGAAAGAAAAUGUCCACUCUUUGUGAUGUGUUGAACGGCGGUUUCUUGAUUUCCCUCGUAAUUAUCUUAAUAAUAGGGAAAAUCUGGUAAAAAAAAAAAAAAUAGGAAAAACGUACGACAAUAUAACGGUUUUAUUAUUUUAGGUUUUUUUUUUUUUUUUUUAUAAAUCGAUAGACCCGAAAUUAUUACCGAAUAUUUAUAAAUUAUUCGCCUUUUCGAGAAUGUGGUAAAAUUUCCAAAAUAUUCGGGCGAUUUUUGAGCGUUAUUUAUAGACGUUUGCCAUUUUCUCAUUUUUUUUUUUUUUUUUUAAAUUUCGGUAUUCUUACAUAUGUUAUUUUUAAUAACGUUGUUUAUUGUUAUUGCAGGCGCCACAUUGGUAUUCGAUGUGGAACUGUUGAACGUCGGCGACCAAGCGCCCACCACAAACGUGUUCAAGGAAAUCGACCAGGACCAAGACAAGCAACUGUCCCGAGACGAAGUCAGCGAGUAUCUGAAGAAACAGAUGGCCGCGGCCGAGGGCGCGGAAGGCGGCGACGACAUCAAGCAAAUGAUGUCCGACCACGAGAAGCUCGUCGAGGAAAUAUUCCAACACGAGGACAAAGACAAGAACGGUUUCAUAUCGCACGACGAGUUCUCCGGGCCCAAACACGACGAGCUGUAGGACCUCGCCGGGAGAAGGAGUCGUUCGGAAGAAAAAAAAAAACAAAAAAAAAAAAACACUGUUAUAAAAUAAUAAUAAUAUAAUGUAAAUGAAUUGACGAGGAAUAUUUGAUUAAACCAUACCGCGUUACAUAUAAUAGGACGGCGAUAUCGAAACGGGAAGUACUUAAAAGUUUUGAAUACUCUCCGAUAAUUUUUUUUUUUUUUCUUAUCAUAUAUAAUGUUGUACUCAUAAAUUAUAAUUAUUAUUAUUAUUAUUAUCAUUAAUGGGGGUUCGCCAAAGAAAAAAAAACCUCCGUGAAGAUUUCUGUUUUUAUUUUUUAUCUUUUUUCUCGUUAAAUUGUACGAAUAAUACUAAUUUGUAAUAUUUAUUUGAUUCAGACAGAAAACUAUGUAAUAAUAAUAAUUACAUUAGCAAUCUAUUAUACGCGAGUAUAAUAGAAUAAUCUUUAUAUAAUCGUAAUAAUAUUGGACUAUAUACACGAUCACUUAUGGUCCGACAAUUUUUUUUUUUUUUUUUUUUUUAAAAAUUGAAAACUUUUUAUAAAAAGACUGUUGUAAUAAAAAUAAAAAAUAAAAAAAUGUUUUUAUAUAA
This is a messenger RNA of Cinara cedri, 35028 nucleotides long. The record is from the annotation of a GenBank genome assembly. NCBI's taxonomy places the organism in Eukaryota, Metazoa, Arthropoda, Insecta, Hemiptera, Aphididae.